ACGCAUGACUCUCGAUCAAGCAAAGGUUCGUCAAUUUUCAUUCUGCGCGUAUUUGCCCCCAUAUCUCCCAUUUUACGUGUAGCGGUACGUGUGGUUCCUGCGGGAUAUUCCACAUCACCAAGAAUGGCUUCGCCAAACAUCACCCUCCAGGAUUGACAUGGUGGAGGUUUCGGAGUCUGACACCCGCACUGCGAUGACCACCGUCCGCUUCAGCUGGGGCUGGCCAAAGCGCCUCACACGUCGCCUAUCCUCAUUAUUCAAGGGCGUUCGUCCUUCGCGUGCCACGUCAUCACGUCCUGAUGAAGACGACUUUGGUGUGUGUUCCUCGCCUACCAUUGCGGUAGAGCGGCACAAAAGCGUUAGUGCGCGAAUGUCAAGUUCAGAAUUCGACGAGGAGGGGAAGCGCCGUGGUAUUGCACGCUCUGUCAUUGUGCGUAACGACUCAACGCCAAACAUGGGAAGGAGAGAAGAAUCAAUCGAGAGGUGGGCGCGGAAUGCAUCCAUGAGCAGGGCGCGUGACUCCAGUCGCCCUCCUUCACGACAGAGAGAAUCCAAGACCCUUCUUCCACUUGAUCAGAGCCAACCUGGUACAUCAUACUCUCCAGGCUCUACCAGCCAUGGUAGAGACAACGCCAAUACUCCCCUUCGAGAUGAUGCGAUGUUCUUGGGCGCUGGUGGCGUGUGCAAUGACCCGAGCAGCCUCAUUUCGUCAAACUUGCCUUUAGGCCUCAAUCAAUCAAUUUGUCACUCUCCCGCUGUAUUACGACACCCACAACCUGAACGCAUCCACAUCGCUCCCCCGACUUCAGUUGUUCCUGAACCGUCCUUGCACGACUCUGGGCACAGCCGGCAUCUCACUGUUCGGUCUGCUACUCAAAGCCCCAGUCCCUUACAGCAAGUCGCAUACGAAUCGGAAUCCAGCACGACGAGCGAGGACGACUACGACGACCUCGACGACGACUCUAGUUUCUUUCGCGAUACUCACAGAGAUCGCCAAGCGGAAUCGGAGGCUUUACAGGCUAGCACCAGCCUCAUGUACGGGGGGGUAGAUGAGGAUGAGAGCGACGAGGAGACGGUUCCUAUUGAAGUAAAGCGGCGGCGUCCAUCUGUUUCCGUCACGGCUGCUUCCCCCGUACCUGUUUCUGACUUCUCAGAUGACGCCCACUGAAGUCGAGGCAAGCAAUUUUCUGUACAGCACUUUCAACACAUUAUGAUAUCUCUCGGACUGUCACCUAGACGACUCCUCAUCCUCCCUCUGCACCAUACCGGCGGACGGCCGCUUGCAGUUUCCACUCAUUCCUGACUUAAACUCACAUCCAAUUUUUCUUCUAGACCUAUGUAUUUCCACUGCAUCUGUGAUUUUAUACUCUUUUUUGCUUCCCUUCCAAGAGGCAACAUAGAUUUAGGUAGCUUGCUAAAUGUUACUGGCGGCAAGGAAACCACAAAAUCUACCCGGUGUUCUUACACAUGAUAAGCCAUGCCCCACGACUCAUUUAAAAAUAUCUGACUAAGUAUGUACGUAUUGGCGCUCGUAAUUAUCGUCCUACUCGUUCCCAUCAUCUUUUCUGAAGCCCCAAUAUUAAUAAGAAUCAAACUAUAGCUUCCCGCGUCGUGACAGCCCUUGUUAGACAUUUAUGUAACUUACAAUGGAUCAGCAGG
This is a messenger RNA of Suillus plorans, 1659 nucleotides long. RefSeq lists its product as uncharacterized. The record is from RefSeq and is a predicted model, not a curated record. Bases 158 to 1168 code for a protein of 336 amino acids. The transcript has a single exon. NCBI's taxonomy places the organism in Eukaryota, Fungi, Basidiomycota, Agaricomycetes, Boletales, Suillaceae.